CACCGCAUCCAAUCGCUAACACAUCACUUCUGAUACCAGAGCUGGCGGCACAUUGUUGUGGACGUUACACACACUAUCUACUGAGCACAUCAUACAAGUAUCCUGGGCCUGGGACCUCCAUGUUCAGGUCUCAGACUGACAAACUGAACAUUCUUCUUCGCUAUCACUUUGCAAUAUUUACUGUAAUGACAGAGGUUAGGAAAUAUUAUCUAACAUGUGAAUCGAAUUAUAUCUCGAAUUAAAAAAAAUUAUAGGAGGGAAGAAGAAAAGAAAAUUUUGAGAAGAAAAAGAGGAAUAAAUGAAAAUUUAAACUUUUAUAACACUCUUCAUAGUGUCUUUGAAACUUUUUCUUCGUGACUUUGCUAUAUUCGGGUUGAAAAAAAUUAAAGAAACCCGGAUUAUUGAAUUUUACUCAGAAUCAGGAAGACGCAAUCUUUAUUUUCCCAAAAUUGGCUUGAAAACAUUGGUACGAAACCAUUGCAGUCUUCCAUGAGGAGGAACGAGAAGGGACAGUUUUCUCAAGAGAUGGUGGGAUUGCUAAGCUGCCUAUCACAUUUCAAGAAUUCGAAAGCCAAAAACGAAGAACCAAAGAAGUACGUUUUACCACACUUUGUAAAUUGAAAAAUUGCACUGAAGAAAAAACUUCUUAAGAUGUGACGUGAUUUCACUAAAGGAAUAUGUAUAGACGCCAAAAUCAAAAUGAACUUCCUUGAUGAAUUGAAAUGGAUCGCCACGAUACUAGGAUUUAGAAGUUGCUUGGAAACAAAUACAGUUCUGAGAACUUUCAGUUUAUAAGAUUUGUGCUACGUUCGAGAUAAAACGAAAUAAGAAGUUCUUUUUCCUGUGUACUUUAUUUCUCAUUAACGUUUAAAAGAUAGAUGCUUGAAUUAUUUUAGUAUGUAUCAAGAAGUUUAUAGCGCGAUAUCGUAACAAGAAGAACUGUCAUAUAAAAAAUGCUACCUCAGGUAAUGAUCCAUAAAAACACAAUUACUCAAAGUAACAAGCAAAAGAACGGAGCGGAAACGAACGUUAUUUAUGUUUUAUCAUGAAUAUUUGUUACGCGUUUAAGCACCGUGUAACAGCGGUGGAAUCCAAGACAGACGCAGAAACAAAGAACAUAUAAAUAUGCUAAAAGAAGUUUUGAAGAGGAUGCCUUAUUAUGCUUACGAAGAAAAGAAUUUCGGAAUACCUUGUGCUUCUUGCAAAUGCAUAAAUAGUGCAAAAUUGCGUGAAAACAAUGUCAGGAAAUGUGUUACUAAUUCCAAUUACAUGCAAUUAUGCUUUCAUUUCUUGUACUCUCAUCCAAACGUGGUUUCGUCUUAUUCAGUUGCCUAAGAAAAAAUAGAUUAGUGUCUUUUUAAUCGAAGAAGAACAAGUAUUUAUAUUUUCAAUCACCGUGUAAUGAAGUUUUUCUAAACUUCUUCUCAACAAAAUUAAGCAUAUCAAAAAUAUGAAAAUGACAGUUACUUAAAGUACUUUUCCGAUAUUUCUUAUAAUGAGAAUCUCACAGACGUAUUUGAUAAUACACUUCUGAAACAAUUUGAGAAAAAAAGCCAUUUUUGAGGUCAGCGCAUUUUUCCGACUUCGUCAUUUUCAUAAAUGAAUUAGAAUAGUAGGAUAACGGGAAAAGUUUUCAAUGAGUAAAUGUGUUUUCCUAAAGAUAUUAUAAAUCAUGCAAAUGGAGGUGGGGAACACAAAGAUGAAUCGAGAAAAGGACGUAAAAUACGAUUUAAAACUCCCCGUAAUGCGUUUUUCUAAAUCCCCGCAUCGAAUCAACUGUUGAAAUGGUAGGGAAAUAAUUUGAAUAAAUUGCCGUCUGAGGAAGUGAGGGCGUGAAGUUAGAAAAGAAUGCUGUCCGGGGGAUUUAAUUGAUUCGCUAAGUACCUUGGCCAACAGCCUUUGAGAAUGAAAGCGUAAUUUCUGAAGAAUGCUGUUCGCCGUUUUGUUAUUGAUUGCGUGGGUGUUUGUUACGAUCGGAGGUACAGCUCCUCUUUUCUCAGAUAAGGAGGCCCACCUGAAAAUUCCAAUCCGUGAUCUGCCGGUGCAGAAUUCUGGAAUAAGUCCGCUAAUUUUUCGCAACUCUGAUUCUAUGAUGCUGUCAUCUCAUCAUGAGAAGGGGACUGCAGACCGGAAGCCGUUUAGAGGUAGUCUACCACUAGUAAAUCCAGAUGCUGGUAAUGCGCCAAGAAGAGCUUUCACUGAUCGAGGAGGUAUGAAUUCACCGUCUGAAUUCCAGUCUUUUCACGACGUAGAAGACAUUCCCACCCCAACGAAUAUGAAUCGCUCUUUCCAGCAUAAUGGGGUGAAUGGGGAUAAGGUGACGCAUCUGUCGCGCUCCGGAAGCCACAGGGAUCUGCGCACGAAACUGCCGAGAAGAGGGUACGAGAUGAGCACACUUGUAUAUGAUGAUGAUCAUUUCCAUUACGAGACAUCUUUCGCCGAGAAAACUGAUUCUCUCAGAAAUGAUUCCACGGCGCAUUCAUUUACUCCCGACUCUAGAGAUUCAUCUUUAAAUCAUGAAAAAACGCAGGAAAGCAGCAUGAAGAGUAAAACAGGAAGUGGGUUUAAUAUGACAACCGUACCUGAUAUACUAAAUCACACUGAUAAAACACCAACAUCUUAUAAAGCUGAGAGCUUGGAAGGAAAAAGAAAUUCUUUUCAGACUGAUUCCGUUACGGAUAUUAGUGAAACGAAAUAUUCUCAAAAAAUGUUAGAUCAUAAACCUGUGAAUAAAUUAAAGUCAGGUGACAAUUUUGAUACUCCGAGUAAAAUCUAUGGACAGGCAGACACACUCAUAAAUAUCGAGAAAGAGGAUGAGAAACGUUAUAGGAAAGAAACCAUAAAUACAACUCAAGCUGAGUUUAUAGAUCCUCAGAUGCAACCGAUAAAAGUAAAUGCAUUUAACAAUAAUGGGAAUUCAUCAAUAGCCGUAAAGUCUACUAAUGCAUUUUUACUUCACAAACAUAAACAUCCAAUAAAUUCAUCCAACACUGCAGUUUUAAUGCAUGAUCAGCCGCGGGAUAAAAACGUGAAAGAUUUAAGCCAAUUGCACAUGCAGCAAGAUGGCAUUUACGAGAUUGUUACAUCUGCUACUGCAAUGUUUUCAGACAAUAGUGAAAAUAGUAAUGAUGUUGAUAUGCUCCGCAACGAAGGUAGUAGAGAACAGCGCGGGUUUUCUUUAAAGUAAAUCCAACAAUUACAAUGCAAGCUUCAGCAGUAACGACACAUGACUCCCAUAUGAAUGAUCCACCAUUUCGAGGGCCGAAUAUUCCACCAGAAAUUAAUCAUUUUCUUAAAAAUAAAGACAAAACCAAACUUGAUUAUCACAACAUGGACCCUAUUGUUGAAACACCAUCCUUUCAACCUUUGAACCUGGAUGCAGACUGGAAACAAGCAAAACAGCGUUGGGGAGUAGCUUGGGAUUGUCACUGCUACAUAGUGGGAUCCUUGUUUUUAAUUAUUGCUAUUUAUUCUUUAAUCAGUUUAUUAAGAGUAAAAACAUUUGUUACACUCUUGAGUACUGGUUACUACAUAACAGUAAAUUCAAUAAUUUUUGUAAUGUGCUUAUUAAGAGCACUUUAUUUGUUAUACGAUCCUUAUAAUUUGACAGGAAAAUAUCCGACUGUAGUGUCACGGAUACUUCUCAAUGUAACUUUUCCAUGCCUAACCUCGGGCUUCUCUAUUUUAGUGCUAUCUUUUCUUAAUUCUACAAAAACGCAGUUUCUCUGGUCCAAAUUUCAAAGACCAUCCGUUUUAUCUCUCAUCAUUAUGUUUAUAUUUUCAAUGUUUUUAACAGUGGAAGUAAUAGUUCACGUUUUAGAUGUAUCAAAUGUGCUCCUGAUAGCGUGUCAGAUCCUCCUUCUGUUGGGAGCAACUCUCUCUUCAGUUUGUUACUUUUUUACAUUUAAAAAACUGCUUCACAGGGCUUUAAGAAAACAAGGUGAAAUGAUUCGACUCACCUUUACAAAACUUCACAUCGAUGGAGCUCAGUUGCCAAAAAAACUUCCAAAACCAACUCUUGGUCUUGCUGUUAAGCUAGUAUUAGCAACCGCUGUACUUCAACUUAUGUUAUGCUCGAUAAUACCUUUUGGAAUGAUUUUCUUGCAAGGGCUCUUCAUUGAACUGAAACGUCCAGACCCUUGGUUGUGGUGGGGUUAUCACUUAUCGUGCAGGAUACUUGAACUAAUGAUGUGUGGCACAAUGUCUUUCAUUGCAACUCAGCCCCAAAAACAUUUUGAAAUUGGUGAUAACCGAUUUUGUAGUAUACUCAUGUGGUUUCCUUGUAGCACAUUUGCUGAUUGUUUUACCAAAGAAGAAGUAGUUGAUUUUGAAGCUCACUCAGACAAUUAUGCCAAUCCUCAAGGUCUUCGAAAUACAGGAUUUAACUUAACAGCAAAUUCCAGACGUCUUCAGACGAAUUCCUUACCUACGUUUCGGACACCUUUGAAUGAUGUUGAUAAUAAUUUACCAAUGCGAACUUUACCCUGCACUGGGAGGCAUACAAACCACGCAAGUGCACUAUCUCUUCUAUCAUACUAUAGGUCAAAGAGGACUCUAAGCUUGUCGACAAACGAAGGUCUGGAAGAUUUGGAGAGGACCCUUUGCAACCAAACUAUUUCUUCAUCUGAUGGGCGGAACAGUCUUCGGCCAGCUUCUAUGCUUUAUAAAGACAACGGUUUCAUUCGAUUUCGAAGAGAAAACGAUCCUGAGCAACCGAUGGAAAUGAGUGAUGAAGAUGACCACAUACAAGAAGAAGUGGACACCAGUUUAGAAGAUGCUGAUUCAACAAAAGCAAAUGUUGGAUCUAGUUUCCAUUCAUUGCUUGAAGGAGAUGUAGUGCAAAGUACCCUGUCUCCUUUCUUUCAGAUUGGUUAUAAAAGACGAUUUCGAAAAAUGAGCCGCGUAUCAAUAGAAACAACAGAUUAUAGUGCUGACGUAUCUUCCGAUCAACUCAGCAAUGUGGUAAAUUUACGAAAUGGACUCUCGAGUAGUGCACUUGACUUUCACACUCGAAAAUAUGGAAGCACCUGCAGUUCUGAAAGUGCAGCCAACAGUUUCGAUGUUACGUUUUUCUUAAACAGUAAUUCUUCUCAAGAAAUGCAGACUUCUCCUACAAGCACCACGCCUGCAUCUUUGAAUGUCUGCUCUGCUUAUCGCAGUGAAACUGAAGAUGACAAAACAUCUAGUGUAGAAGGUCAUGAGGUAAUGUUGCGAAGUGUUUCUCCCAUUGUAAAGCGAGCAUCAUCUGGUAGGUUAUCUCUGAAUUUAAAUCUGCAUAAUACAACAGAUAAUAAUCAUUCCAAUGGACAUGUUAAUGUUGCAUGUGGAACAGAAGACAUAACUCCAGAUUCUGCUGUAUAUCUUGAUCUUCAUCUUUCUCGUGAGAAUUCGGUGAGUCCUAAAGCAUCACAAAAAUCGUUUGUUUCAAAACUUCCUUUACCUUCAAGAGUUUCACCUUCAGACUGUUUCACAAAAUCGACUGAUGGCAUAGGAUCUUUAACACCGGAGACUGCUUCUAUGCAACCGUCACCUUCAAUUUCUCCUACUAGUCAGUCACUCAGUGAACUACGGACAAGUAAUUCGUACGUUUUGAUCCCUCGAGUCAAAAAGAACUCAAGGGGGCUACUUUACAAAUUAAGAGGCUCAACAUUCUCUCUCAAUGCUGCAAUUUAUGGUUAUGAGCCUCUAGAACCAGUUGGACAUCCAAGGAGUUCUCAAAGGUACCAAGAAAAUAAAAGAAAAUUGGAAAGAUCUUCCAGCGAUCGAAGACCCUUGUCUGAGGGUCAGUUGGAAGUUCAACCUCAUAUAACGCCUCUAGGUGAGCUGUGGAAUCAAGUCACCAGUACGGGCUCUGGUCUGUUAGGAGAUAGCGGUCUGCUUGGAGACUGUGGUGUAGCCUUAGUAGACGUUGCUUCACAAACUGAUGAUAUUGAUUUAAGUGAAUGCACUCAUAAAACUUGUGCUCAUUUAAAGAAAAGUUCAGCAUCGACGGAAUCGCAAUCAUUUCUUUCUACGCAGCUAGUAGACAUUAGAAAAUGAAAAAAGCAGUUCUGUAAAAUGGGAGAUUAGUAUGUAAACAGAAAUGAGGGAGCACUCGGUCAAACUAGUCAUCAAUAGUAAAAAAGGAAAAUUUUAUUUUAAGUAUAUAAUAAAAAUCUGCACGAAAAUUUUUGCGCACUUUAAUCGUUGUUAAUCUUUUGAACUGGAAACAGAAGUGAAUUCAAUUUGAAUUUAUGAUGAAUUAAUGCUUAUUAAUUUUGGAACUAAUUUGUGUUGUCUUAUAUAUCAAUGUAUGUUCAAUUUCAGUAGUAAAUCGUGUGAUUUUCAUAAAUAAUUUAUGUGACGUAUUUGUAAUUUUAAAUUUCCAAACCAUUUCUGACCCAAGUAAUGUAAUUUUAUUCCGAUAAAGCCAUGCGUAUUUAUUGGCAAAAUAUUUGAAAGGAUCUUUAUGAGAAUUGUAAGGGAAAAAAACAGAGAGCCACUAAAUUUUGAAAAUAUGUAUAAAUAUUAGUCUUCUAUUAAAUUUUAACAGUAUAAAUGAAACUAAAGGGAAAAUUGCAAAUAUUGUUCGGUUUUACAAUCUAGGAUAUGAUUAGAAACUAAAAAAAUGCUUCAUAAUAAUUAUAAUUAUGUUAUAAUAAGGCAAGUAAACAUAGUUAUCAUUCGAGUUUUGCGACAUGGUAAAGUAAUUGAGGAUAUGUUAUAAGCGUUUUGUCGAGCAAUUUUAGGAAGCAGAAUGCAGAUAAUUUAAGCAAAAAUUUCUUUCAUUUUCAAGGAAAUAAUCAAAAUUAAUGAAAUCUCAUUCACUAUGAAAAUGAUACUUACACUUGUCAAUGAUCUCCUAAAAUUUUUAUUUUCGAUUGUGAGAUCUUAAUUACUUCAAUUAGUAAUGCAUACAUUAAUAAUUUGAAAUGAACACGCCAGUGUUCUAUACUCACUCCGAAAUGCUCCUUUCAGUAUAUUGUAAAUAUAAUUCAAAAAUUUAAUAUGACAAUUUUUGCAUCGUAUUAAAUUUUAAUACCAAAAUAUUUCAAAAUAAUUUUUGUAGUUUUUAUAAGCAUAUCUUAAAAAAUUCUCUUGUUAAAUGUUUCGGCCUAAUGUUAUUUUAGCAAUUAGAACUAUUAAACGCGGGCCGCAAUUUUAUCUCAACGAAAACAAGCACCUGCGCAAAUUUUUCUUUGUAAAAAAAUGUUUUCAUACAUAACUACUAUUCUGCUCCGUGCUGGUGCUAACUGUUGAUUACUCUUUGUAUUUCGUAAGGUAAUUUAUGAUAUUUGCCGUUCUCGAUAGUUAAAAAUCAUUUACAUUUUCCACUGAUUACUGUGAAAACGAAAGAUUCAAGUGGUGCAUAUGAAAAUCACUUAAAACUUGUGAGCCAAAUGUAUAUUAGUACGCGUAUUUACUACUUAGAAUUUGUAUAUAAAUUUUCAUUAUUUGAUUGGAGCAUACAUAAGUUUCAAAAUCGUUUACACACUAAAAGAAAUCAGUGACGUAGUAAGCUUAAUCCUCUAAAUUUAAGUUCAUUUUUAAGUCCCACACAGUACGUAAUAUGUAAAAUAUUAUUUAAAAAGUACCACUAAAAUUUUAUUAAUAAUUGGAAAUUCAUUAACCUUUAUUAAUAUUUUUCAAUAAUUUCUGCAGGUAUCUUUGACUGUUGUGAUAAACGUAUAAAAAUGUUUUAUUUUAAAACUGAAAAUGAAUCAAUCCUCUCCUCAUGCAAUAUACUAGAAAUAAAACUAAUAAUAAAAAUCUUUUAAAUUAAAGCUUUAUGUUUUAUAUAAUUUUAUUCAUAUCUUUUAACUGCCUCAAGAAAUGCAUGUUAACAUCUCUUGAGACAGCUUGAGGAGGUGGUGAAGUGCAACACUAAAACUCAUUUACACAUGAUGCAAAAUGUACUAUACAUGAUACAAAAUCAUCGAUAACUUCCUCAGUGUUGUUAAAUUAAAAGAAACUUGCAGGGCAAUACUUUAAAUUUGCUGAUCUAAUUAAUAUAUUUCAUUUUCGACGUUGUUAAUUUUCAGUUAGUGUACUUACUGAAGAACGAGAAAUUUAAUGUAAAUAGAAAAAAAUUCCGAAACUCUACUAUAUGAUAAUUUAUUUUCGUUAUUUUUUCUUUCAUUAGAAUAACACUAUAAUAAUGAAUUUUUAUAGAAAUUAAUCACUAAUCAAUGUAUUUAUUUCUAACGCAAAAUUUUCGUCUUCCCUGCAAUUUUAACUCAUUUUUUAUUGUUGAAAUCAUACUGCGGUAUUAAAGAUUUUUAAAAUCAACAAAAUACUUUCCGUUUUCAAUUAUAAACACUCAAAAGUGAAAAUGCGAGUAAAUUUCCAUGAAUGUAAAAAUAAAUACCAGUAUUAUCUUCAGCCGUUAUGCAUUAAGUGUUCUCAAAUUGUACAGUUUGUUACAAAUAAACGCCUAUCUGAGGUUAAAUUUUGACUACAUUAAUAAGUUUGCUUUAUUUACAUCUACAUUCCGUUCAUCUCUUCAAAAAUACUGAAUUCUGUAGAUUUUAUUACAAGUACUAGAAUUAAAGGGAAGAAGAACUUCUUUCAUAUAGCAUGUGAAAUUUCACAUGAAAGAGACGAAUCCUAUCAAGAAUAUUACUUGAAAUAAUAUGACAAGCUAAAGAUCUUUAAUACAACAAGCUAAAGAUCUAGUUAACGAUCUUUACAGACAAUAAUAUACGGACUUCCAUAUAGUACAGAUAUGUUCCACACACAUAAUUACUUCGAGGAAUAUUGUAAGGAAAAUAUCCGCAACAUUUACAAAUACAUCUUUUGUUAUCCCACAUAUAAAAACAUGUUCUGCUUACAUAAUUAUUUAAAGAAAAAUAUCUGUAUGUACAUCUUUUGGUAUUUCAUAUACGAAACGUAUGUUUCCUUUAUAUGCUCCUGUCCCGUAGCAUUACAGACAAACUUCUGUAACAUCUAAAGGUAUAAAUCCGGCAAGUUUACAAUCAGUACCCUUGUUAAUGAUUACUCAAACAUUCAAUGAUGCACAGAUGACAUGAGUUUUCUUAUUACAAUAACAGAACUUUUACAGUGAAGUAGUUAACUUUUAUUUAAUUAUGGAUCUCACUUUAAUGGCCUAGCUCAGGUAAAGAAUCUUAACUCACAUCGACCUCUCAAAAUAUAAUUUCUACCAAACUUAGCAAAUAUUUUUUCCUCCUCCAGUAAUAUAAACAGUAAAAUGAGAAUCGUAAUUAAAUUCUAGUUCAAGAGAACGAAACAGUCAAUCAAUGCAUAUUAAAUUAACACAGAACUCCUUGCUAUGUUGUCUUUUGUUUAGUUACUUUUUUCAUAAUUCUGGAUUUAGUGAGAUACAGGAAGAAGAAUGGAUAGGAAAGUGAAAUGAAAAUAAAUUAAAAAGUUUAAAGAAAACAGACAUGUUAAGGAAAUCAUUAAGUAAUAAAUCUUCAAAUAAUAAUAAAAUCUUAAAAUAUAUACAUCCUCAUAAACGUAAUAAACAAUGCUUUGACUGUUGUUUUUUCUCAGUUUUACAGCUAACAUAUAGAUGUAGAUAAGUUUAAUGCAAAAUUAGUGAAAGCGUAUUUCUUUGCAUUAGGUGAGGAUUGCAGAGAGUUUAUAAAAUGAAACAAUCCAUUCGUUCUUUCCGUAUGUCUUCUAACAAAUUUUGGAAUAGCUUGUGGGAGAAAACCCGAUCAACAUAUAACAGAGCAUGGAAAUUUUACAUUUAAUUAUUUGAGUGCUUAUUUGUGGAAUAUGUUCUGCAUUUGUAUGAUAAAGAUGUUAAAAAGUGUUAUUUCCUAGAAAAACGCAUUUUUCUCAAUGAAUGUAUUCGUAUUUCUGGAUGAUUUAAAACUUAAUAAAUGUUUUAAGAAAUUUA
Messenger RNA from Stegodyphus dumicola, 9844 nucleotides. RefSeq lists its product as uncharacterized. The record is from RefSeq and is a predicted model, not a curated record. NCBI's taxonomy places the organism in Eukaryota, Metazoa, Arthropoda, Arachnida, Araneae, Eresidae.